UCGCAUCGCCUUGGGUGCCAUCCUGCGGCAUGUGAAAAGCUUCGAUGGCGCGAUGGCGCUUUCUGGUGGUCACCGCCUUUGAUGUCAACUAUGAGGUGGGCUUCCUGUGCUCCACGGUGAACGAGGCCUACUGCAGGCAGCACGGCUAUGGCUUCCUCCGACUUUGCGUGGAGGCGGGGCAGCUGCGGGAGCUGAGCCAAGGCCGGCACUUGGCCUGGGCCAAGGUGGCGUUGCUGUGCCACUUGCUGGGGGAGGCCACCCAUGAGGCCUCCUGCUUGGCGUCUGUGCCUCCGGCGACGGACGUGGACUAUGUGGUGUGGGUGGACGCGGACGCCAUGGUCUUGGACCAGCGUCAGCCGCUCGAGGCCUUUGUGGAACUGGCGCAAGCUGCGGACUUCAUCAUCGGGGAGGACAUGGCAGACACGGACCUCUUGAACACCGGCCUCAUGUUCUUUCGGAGCAGCGACUACUGCCGCCGCCUGGCGCGGCGGUGGUGGAUAGACAGCGAUCCCCACUGGCAUCACGAGCUGUGCUGGGACCAGACGGGGCUGUGUCGCUUGCUGGAGGCCGAGGGCUUGGGGAUUUCGAAGCCCUGGUUUAGCUGGUGCGGAGGACCCCGCUUCAAGCGCUUCGGAUCCAAGAUCUUUGUCUUCGACUGCGGGGGCUUCAACUUCAAGUACGUCAACAACUGCGCCUUCGUUUUCCAUGCCGUGGGUGAACGAGAGCUCUUGUUCUCCUUCUCCCGGCAGCUGCUCUUGAAGCGUGACCGCCUGGCCGCAGCGGUGCGCGAAGGCUUUGUGGUGGGCGGCCAAAACUUUGAUCAGGCGAGCACAAACCUCCCGCCCUCAGCGGUAUCAGAAGCGGGACGAGCCCUGGAGUUCUGGCGGGCCUUUGGCGUCGGGAGGACUGGCAAGGCGGGCCACGGCCCGCCACUCGGCUGGGCGCCGUGCGACGAAACCUCGCCCUUGGCGGAGCAGGCGGAGAUGGAGGUGGGUCCGCAGGAGUCGCGGGAGGGCUUGGCCUUGCGCUUCGGCGAGGCGGUGGUGGCGCUACGUCGGCCGAGCGCCGCGAGCGCCGCGAGCGCCGCGAGUGGCGAGGAGAGCUGCAGAGCUCGGCUUUGGCAGGUUCUGGACUACGCCGAUGGCCGGCUGCCGCCCUUUGGCCCGUUGAGCUUCACCAGCACCAGGCCAUGGAGACUACAUGGCUGGCGGGCGGAAGGUUUGGCUUCACUGGAGGCAGGUGGGCUCUUUGGAGAUCCAGUAUUGGACGUGGAGCCUCCGAACUGCCAGACACCUUUGCAGGAGGCCAAGGCGCAGUGCCACGUGGCUGUGCUAUGGGGCGCAAAGGAGUUCCUCCUCUUCGCGCCCUCCGAGCGCCUCAAGGACCUCACGCAAAGCGUCUGGGAUGAUCCCAGCGAGGUGGCGCGCCAUGGGCUGACAGUGCGAAGGCGAGUGCUCCGCCAAGGCCACGCUCUGCACGUGCCCCGCGGCUGGUGGAUCACCUCGCGGUGCAUCUCCGGGGCGGCGACGUUGAGGCGCAGCCCCUUUGGCAGCUCCUGCUCAGCCUCAAAGGGCUGCGCCCGCUCAGGCUUCCAGUGCGCCGCGUCAUGCGCGAAGCGUGGUGGGUCCGGCGCCGAGAGGUGGUCAUCUCGAAUCCGCAUCAAGGCGGUUGAUUGACGCAGGAGAGGAUUUGGGACAUGUGACAUGGCUCUGCCGCCAUACGCCCAAAGUUGCGUCCGCUUGGAAAAUCCACGCAUUUCACCAGGAUUCGAGUGU
This is a messenger RNA of Effrenium voratum, 1775 nucleotides long. NCBI's taxonomy places the organism in Eukaryota, Dinophyceae, Suessiales, Symbiodiniaceae. The record is from the annotation of a GenBank genome assembly.